AUGACUGACGACCUUGAUUGGGGUCCGCCGUUUGGAUUCGCAAUACGCAGGACUGGCUCCUGCCUUCAGGGAGAAUGUAACACGAAAGCAUCAGUUGAUCCGAUAACAUCAAAACUUGUCUCCCGAUGCUGCCCCAGUGGCGCAACUUGUAGCGACAAAAACACGGGGAGAUGUUGUCGGAAUGAAGAUGAAGACUGCAGUCGGGAAAUCAGUCACUCACCACACUGCGCCAAUGCAGACUGGAGGCUUUUUCGAAACUAUAACGGCGGAUACUUUUGUUGUGAAGAACAGGAAUGGGGGUAUAAUAUGACCUCGGGGGCGGUUGGGUGUGCGGCAAAUGGGGUAGCUAAGGUUGAUGGUAUCACGCCACUGCCCCCAGUUCGAUAUAGCAUGGACUCAACGUCGCUUAGCUCCCCUACAUCGACCAGCUCACCAAUGACCAGUAGCUCCCCAACAUCGACCCAACCCCCACUAUCGAGCAACCCCCCAACAACGAGUAGCUCCUCCAAGUUGAAUACUGGUGCUGUUGCGGGCGGUGUGGUUGGUGGAGUUGCUGGGUUGGCAAUCAUUCUAGCCUUGCUUUGGUAUUUCAUGCGCCGUCGCCCACAGAAGAAGUUAUCUCAAGCGGGAACACCCAUCACCGAAUCAUCGACGAUAAAAGACCAGUCUCUCCAGCCCCCGGGCAUCCCGAGUGAGUUAGAUGGCCGAAGCCAACUGUCAGAGCUUCCUGGCAACAAAGAGCAUACUACCCAUGAGUUACCGGGGUCUAGGGAUUUUAUCCACGAGUUGCCAGGACCUAAAAAGACAUGCUGA
Penicillium coprophilum is the source of this 813-nucleotide messenger RNA. RefSeq lists its product as uncharacterized. The record is from RefSeq and is a predicted model, not a curated record. The transcript is spliced from 2 exons. NCBI's taxonomy places the organism in Eukaryota, Fungi, Ascomycota, Eurotiomycetes, Eurotiales, Aspergillaceae. Bases 1 to 813 code for a protein of 270 amino acids.